AUGCCUCCCCGCCUUGCUCCCCUCCGCGUCGCAAUCCGCAUCCCGCGCACACCCGUCGCUUCAUCCACAAAGUCGGCGGCCGCGGCCUUCUACUCAACAUCAACAGCCUCGGACUCGAACCAGCCGCUCAUCACUGUUACCCAGCUGCCUGCCCCCGGGUCCGGCCAUAUCCGCAUCCUCGAGCUCAACCGCCCAAAGGCCCGCAACGCCCUCUCCAAGGCUUUACUCUCCCAGCUGCGCGCCGAGGUCGACGCCGUCCACGCCCAGUAUGACCCGGAGUCUGGCGCCGAGCUGCCCCAGAAGCAGAUCUUUGGCGGUGCUGCCGGCAAAGACGUCAAGGGCCCGACCCGCGCCUUGGUCCUGGCAAGCGCUGUCGAGACGAGCUUCUGCGCCGGUGCCGACCUAAAGGAGAGGCGCGGCUUCACCCAGGAAGAGACCGACGAGUUCCUCCACAACCUGCGCUCUACCUUCACCUCCCUCCAGAACCUCCCCAUCCCGACGAUCUCGGCCAUCUCCUCCCUCGCCCUCGGCGGCGGCCUCGAGCUCGCACUCUCCACCCACUUCCGUGUCCUCUCCUCCAACGCCCAGAUCGGCCUCCCCGAGACCCGCCUCGGCAUCAUCCCCGGUGCCGGCGGCACUCACCGCCUGCCCGCCCUUAUCGGUCUUUCUCGCGCCCGCGAUCUGAUCCUCACUGGCCGCCGCGUCUCGGCCCCCGAGGCUUACUUCCUCGGCAUUGCCGACCGCCUCGUCGAGAUUACGCACGACGAGGCCGAGAAGGCCGGCGAGGGCGACAAGGACAAGGGCGUACUGCUCGCCGCUCGCAGGGCUGUGCUGAGCGAGAGUGUGCGCCUCGCCGGCGAGAUCUGCGAGGGCGGACCUAUCGCCGUCCGCGCUGCGCUGCAGGCCGUCGCGUGGGCGAGGGAGGAGGUCGAGAACAAGAUGUACGAACGCGUCGUCGCCACCGAAGACCGUAACGAGGCGCUGAAGGCGUUCCAGGAGAAGAGGAAGCCCGUCUUCAAGGGCCAGUAA
Colletotrichum higginsianum IMI 349063 is the source of this 1029-nucleotide messenger RNA. RefSeq names its product enoyl-CoA hydratase/isomerase. Gene Ontology annotation, molecular function: enoyl-CoA hydratase activity. The transcript is spliced from 2 exons. Gene Ontology annotation, biological process: fatty acid beta-oxidation. Gene Ontology annotation, cellular component: mitochondrion. NCBI's taxonomy places the organism in Eukaryota, Fungi, Ascomycota, Sordariomycetes, Glomerellales, Glomerellaceae. The record is from RefSeq and is a predicted model, not a curated record. The coding region runs from base 1 to 1029 and encodes 342 amino acids.